Molecule: messenger RNA, 2713 nt
Organism: Capsella rubella
Lineage: Eukaryota; Viridiplantae; Streptophyta; Magnoliopsida; Brassicales; Brassicaceae
Product: pentatricopeptide repeat-containing protein At2g15820, chloroplastic
Exons: 2
Coding region: 80-2551 (823 amino acids)
Biological process (GO): mRNA cis splicing, via spliceosome; photosystem I assembly; Group II intron splicing
Molecular function (GO): endonuclease activity; protein binding
Source: RefSeq, a predicted model, not a curated record
AAUAGUAAAUAUGUAUACCGAACUGAAGUGAAAAAAGAUUAGGCAGAGACGACAUCCAACGGCCACGCGCGAUGCAACAAUGAUAGUCACCGGAGCUUGCGACUUCUCGUCAUCACUCUCCGUCACCUCUUCCUCCUUCUCCUCCGCUAUCUCCGUCUCUGUCACAGCCUUCAACAUUUCCUCUCUCUCCUCUAACCCCAAAUUCAUCAACUCCAGCUCAACUCUCUUCCGUUCCCUUUCCUUCUCCCUUAUCCACCACCGUAUCAGCUACUCAUGCCGCUCCCUCCGCCGUCUCUCCUCUCAUACGGUCCAUAGGAACAAAACCCAAUUCGUCUCGAAGUCAUCUACACCGACUCCACCACUCUCCACGGCUAAAUCCACGGCUCAGCGAACCGGGACUUUCGUCGAACACCUUACAGGCAUUACAGAAUCGGAAGAUGAAACGAACGAAUUUGGAGAUGUGGAGUCAGCUAGGAACGACAUAAGGAACGUCGUGACUGGUAGAGUAGAGACGGAGUUUGAAGUUAGAGAAUUGGAAGAGUUGCCGGAAGAGUGGCGACGAUCUAAGCUUGCCUGGCUGUGUAAAGAGGUUCCAACGCAUAAGGCCGUGACGCUUGUGAGGCUAUUGAAUGCUCAGAAGAAAUGGGUUCGUCAAGAAGAUGCUACUUACAUUGCUGUUCAUUGUAUGCGGAUUCGUGAGAACGAAACUGGAUUCAGGGUGUAUAGAUGGAUGACACAGCAGAAUUGGUAUCGGUUUGAUUUCGGGUUAGCUACAAAGCUAGCUGAUUUCUUGGGGAAAGAACGGAAAUUUACGAAAUGCCGGGAGGUGUUCGACGAUAUUUUGAAUCAAGGGCGUGUUCCGAGAGAGUCUACAUUUCAUAUUCUUGUAGUUGCAUAUCUAAGUAGCUCAGUAGAAGGCUGUCUCGAAGAAGCGUGUCGCGUUUACAACAGAAUGAUUCAGCUUGGAGGGUACCAACCGCGUCUUAGUUUGCAUAAUUCUUUAUUUAGAGCUCUCUUGAGUAAACAAGGAGGGGUUUUGAAUGAUCACCUUAAGCAAGCUGAGUUUAUCUUCCAUAAUGUUGUGAUAACCGGGCUUGAGGUUCAGAAGGAUAUUUAUAGUGGACUCAUAUGGCUGCAUAGUUGUCAAGACGAUGUUGACAUAGAUAGGAUAAACUCUCUAAGAGAAGAGAUGAUGAAGGCGGGUUUUCAGGAGAGUAAAGAAGUUGUGGUUUCUUUACUGAGAGCAUAUGCGAAAGAGGGAGGUGUGGAAGAAGUUGAGAGGACAUGGCUUGAAUUGCUUAGUCUAGAUUGUGGUAUACCUUCUCAGGCGUUUGUGUACAAGAUGGAGGCUUAUUCUAAAGUCGGCGAUUUUGCAAAAGCUCUGAAGAUAUUUAGGGAGAUGGAGAAGCAUCUAGGUGGUGCAACUGUGACUGGAUACCACAAAAUCAUUGAGGUUCUAUGUAAAUUCCAGCAAGUGGAAUAUGCAGAAUCUCUCUUAAAAGAGUUUGUAGAAAGCGGAAAGAAACCGCUUCUACCGUCAUACAUCGAGAUAGCCAAGAUGUACUUCGAUUUAGGUUUAUAUGAGAAGUUGGAGAUGGCUUUUAUUGAGUGCUUGAAGAAAUGUCAACCUAGCCAGACCAUAUAUAACAUAUACUUGGAUUCACUGGUUAAGAUCGGUAACUUAGAGAAAGCAGGAGAUGUCUUUGAUGAAAUGAAGAACAACGGGACAAUCAAUGUGAAUGCUAUAUCAUGCAACACCCUUUUAAAGGGAUACCUUGAUUCUGGAAAACAAGUGCAGGCAGAGAGAAUUUAUGAUCUGAUGAGAUUGAAGAAAUACGAAAUCGAACCACCGGUCAUGGAAAAGCUUGAUUACAUCCUGAUGUUGAAGAGAAAAGAAGUGAAGAGACCGUUGAGCAUGAAGCUAAGUAAAGAACAGCGUGAGAUAUUGGUAGGUUUGCUAUUAGGUGGCUUGCAAAUCGAAUCAGACAAAGAGAAGAAGAGCCACAUGGUCAAAUUUGAAUUCAGAGAGACUUCUCAGGCUCAUCUGAUUCUAAGACAACACAUACAUGACCAGUUCCGCGAGUGGCUGCAUCCUUUAAGCGAAUUUGAAGAGGAUAUGAUACCCUUCGAAUUCUACUCCAUUUCCCAUUCAUUCUUUGGGUUUUACGCUGAUAAUUUCUGGCCAAAGGGUCAGCCAGAGAUUCCAAAACUGAUUCAUCGGUGGCUCUCACCACACUCACUUGCUUAUUGGUACAUGUACGGCGGCUUUAAAACAUCACAAGGUGACAUUAUCUUGAGAUUGAAGGGAAGUCUUGAAGGUGUUGAGAAGGUAGUAAAGGCUCUGAGAGGCAAAUCUAUGGAAUGUCGGGUUAAGAAGAAAGGAAAAGUCUUCUGGAUCGGACUUCAGGGAACUAACUCCGCUUUGUUCUGGAAACUAAUAGAGCCUUACGUAUUGGAGGACUUGAAAGAUCAUUUGAAACCUGCUUCUGAAUCAAUGGGCAAUGAUGGGGAAGGUGAAGACCAAAGGAUCAACGUUGAAUCAAGCUCUUGAUCACAGUGACGUUUGUUUCAAUUCAGGAGAAGCACAUAUUGGAUACAACUCAAAACUACAUGGGGUUUGAUAUCAUCGUUGGAUGUAAGAAACUGUAAACUAUGGAUAAAAUCAUUUUAGUUUAUUCAUAAUUUUUAUAUAGAUGAAAUAUAUUCAAGCAAA